AUGGCAGAGGAGGAGGAUUUAUUACCAAACCUUGUGACAGAGGAGAUGAGACACAGCAAUGGCGACUUCGUACCGCCUGACGGUUUAUGUUGGAUGUCAGUGCUGUCCUGUCUGCUGCUGGCGUGCUCUUAUGUUGGCAGUUUAUAUGUGUGGAGGAGUGACCUGCCCAGGGAUCACCCCGCUGUGAUAAAGAGACGCUUCACCAGUGUCCUCAUCGUGUCGGGCCUGUCGCCUCUCUUUGUGUGGGCAUGGAGAGAAUUCACAGGUGUCAGGACUGGCCCAUCGUUACUGGCUCUCAUGGGGAUCCGGUUUGAAGGUCUCAUUCCUGCCAUAGUACUUCCUCUGAUGCUCACCAUGGUCCUAUUUCUGGGCCCCCUCAUGCAGUUGGCUAUGGACUGCCCCUGGAGCUUCAUGGAUGGGAUCCGGGUGGCUUUAGACCCCUGGUUCUGGUCAUUGUGUUUCAGUGACAUGCGCUGGUUGAGGAAUCAGGUGGUGGCACCGCUCACAGAGGAGCUGGUGUUCAGGGCCUGCAUGCUGCCCAUGUUGGUGCCCUGUGCUGGUCCCUUCACUGCCAUCUUUACCUGCCCGCUCUUCUUUGGAGUGGCUCAUUUCCACCAUGUGAUUGAGCUGCUGAGGUUCAGACAGGGAACGCUGUCAGGGAUCUUCCUCUCUGCAGUGUUCCAGUUCUCUUACACAGCAGUGUUUGGGGCUUACACUGCCUUCAUCUUCAUCAGGACAGGUCACCUGAUGGGUCCAGUGCUCUGCCACUCCUUCUGUAACUACAUGGGUUUUCCCGCUAUCAGCACAGCGAUGGAGCACCCCCACCGCCUCACCGUCCUCUCCUCCUACCUGAUGGGGGUCCUCCUCUUCCUCCUCUUCCUCUUCCCCUUCACUGACCCCUCCUACUACGGUCUCCCUACACCGGUGUGCACCCUCACCUCCUCCCCCAGCUCCCUCUGCCUCUCCUGAUCCCUGUCCCCUGUCCCCACUCACAUCUCUGCUGCUGUCACAUCACCUUCCACUGAUGAAGCAGUCAAGGGCGUAUUUUUGCCAAGUUAGGGUUCAGGUAAGGUCCAGUUUGGACCUACAGCGUUAACAGCCAUGUGGUCUAUGUUGCCAUGGAGAGGUGGGGAAAUCUGUAGCCAUUUUCUAUGGUCUAUGGACCCUGGAUAUGUCAAUGCAUUUACAUGACAUAUUUCAGUUAAUCAGCUGAAGUACAGCUGACUCAGUUUGGGCAGGUGGGGGGUUCGUAAUGGGAAUGAAGUAUGACUGUCUGGUUGAAGGACAGUCUUUGUAAUCUUUGGCCUUAGCUGCCAUGCUGAUACUGAUUUUAGUGUAGUUACAACACUGAAGGACAGUUCCUCCUCAGACCCUCUCAUGCUGACAGAUCUCAUCAAUUUGUGAUGAAGCAUCAUAAUGUACCUUUUUGGUGUACUCAUAUUCCACUGCUGCCUCUUCUUUAAAGGAUAAUUCUGGUCAAUACAACUUUGGUCUUAUUUUAGUAAUUUUGGCAGCCAUUAAUGUGAGUUAUAUGAGAAAGUUACUGGAAAGAUUUGGAAACUAAGACAUCACAAAAAAGUCCAGUCAGACAAGUGGAAAUGAAAUCCCAGGGCAACAGUAAAAUUAUUGCAAAGUGUCUGUUUGCACUGUGGUGAGAAUAGUCACACUGCAGCUAUUUAGCUGUUUAAACCCAUUCCUCUGCUGCGUUAUUAUGGACCCCACUGUGUGCUGUGAUAGACUAGUACUUGUGACCAGGGUUGGAAUUUAACCUUUUUGUCCGCCUGCCACUGAGGCUGGUGGAUUCUAAAUCUACCAGUCAGUCAGUAGAGAGAUCUUUUUUGGGCAUAUUCUACCAGCAUUUGGGUGGUGGCCGGUGCUAAUUUCCAACCCUGCAAGUGACACGUUGAGGUUGAAGGUGGUAAGGGUAAGAGCAAAGAGUUCAUGGUAAGGCAAGUACUAGCCAAUUUCGGGUAUUCUCUGAGAUUAAAGUAGUAAAAAACUGGUAAAGCACAGGACUUUCACACAGGAGACGGUUUGAGUCCCGAGUGAGUCACUGGGGGCUUAUUAUUUUUAGAAUAAGUUGACAUAUUAUUGUCAAUUCUUAGGAUGUAUUAAGCUGCUACAUGUACAUAACCUUUAGCAGAAUAGCUGAAUAGACCUGUUUUGCAAGGACACCCAGGAAUAUACACCUGGACAUGAAGAGCUACAAAGGCUAUUUACACACAGAUGUUAACAGCUACAUUGGCUAUUUAUCCCCAAAUGCUAUUAGCUACAUAUGUAGGUAAGUAGCUACAGCUAGUGUAACUACUUAAACCCGAGUGUGAAAAGUUACAUUGGCUGUUUACACCCUAAUGUCAAUAGUAGUGAUGGUCAGGACACCUGGGUGCAAAUAGCAUCUGCCAAAUUAUUACCCAUUUGUGAAGAUCAGCCCACUUCCUGGUUCGACUUUAAAAAACUGUACUUGUUGUAGUUGUAUUGCAUUAGCGCUGCAGCUGUUUAGUGUUUUCAAAUUGUUAUGGACUCCGUCGCACUCGCUUUCAGCUUGACUUCCAAUAAUGUGGUUAAGAUAAUCUUGAUAAACUGUGUCGCCCCUCUUAACCAAUAGAAAUGAUGGCCUCUGAAAAUAAGACCUGAGUUCUGCUAAGCGACAGGUCUCAUCCAAGUAUAGAGUUUUCGGUCAAAAAAUGAAAAAAAAAAUGCUUUAGGUCUCAGGUCAGGUUCGGAUUUUACAUUUGGCUGAACUAGUUGGGUUCAGUUGAAUCUAAUAGAAGCAGGUACUGUAUAGGCCUGAUUUGGGUUGUUGUUUUAGUAAACCAGAAUUAGCCUUUAACACCUUUGAGCACCUCCUGAGUGACGCAUGGGUUAUGGAGGAACAGUCUUUCCAGUGAACACAGCGAGUCACAACCCUUACACAGAACUCAACAUCUUUAAUGGCUGCACUGCAUUCUGGUCUAUAAAUGUUCAUAGAGAUGUUGGCAUCUUUGCCUCUCCUGGUUGGGAGGUUUUCUUGAUAUGACUGUUCAAUGACAAAUGACCCUGCUGUAGCUGUACCAGAGUUAAGGACUGUUGGGUGACACCUUGGUGUGAUGUAGGAAUAGGAAAUAUACACCAGGAAUUCAAUCUGCAUCACCUACAGUUGUUUUAAUGUUGUGGUUUCGUUUUUAAACAGUGACAUUUCAUCUGGAUUUCUUCUAUGUUUGAAAUCAGACACGAUGACUCUGCUGUUGCAGAGAAGCAUUUUGCUGGAAGCGCUCAGUGUUUUGUACGAUAUAUUAAUGGUUAUUUAUAUACCUCUGCAUGUUUCAGUGCUGGUAGUUGUUGUUUUGUUGGUGAAAG
Messenger RNA from Epinephelus fuscoguttatus (brown-marbled grouper), 3336 nucleotides. RefSeq names its product Ras converting CAAX endopeptidase 1a (gene rce1a). The transcript has 8 exons. The record is from RefSeq and is a predicted model, not a curated record. Gene Ontology annotation, cellular component: endoplasmic reticulum membrane. Gene Ontology annotation, biological process: CAAX-box protein processing. Lineage: Eukaryota; Metazoa; Chordata; Actinopteri; Perciformes; Serranidae. Gene Ontology annotation, molecular function: metalloendopeptidase activity. Bases 1 to 969 code for a protein of 322 amino acids.